UAUUCUGUACAUUUGAAUGUCAAAUAAGGUAAUUCAUUGGGUAACAAUUGUAUGUAAAAAUGCUGUUUAAUAUUCUACCAGCAACGUCUAUUUAAAACAAUAGCUCAGGCUGUCAUGGCGAGAAGACAAACUUCCUCACAGUGCUAUUAUUGCUCGAGCGGCUUCCUCUUCAGCGAACACUCACACUUCCUCCACUACAGCAACACUUUGCUUGACUGCUUUGACGCUCUCGGACAGAUUGUAGGCUAUAUGUUCAUACAAACCCUGCCACUGAAGAUAGUAUGUUUGGUGUCUGAGACAGUGAAGGGGCCAGAAUGCAGAGCAUCAAGUGUGUGGUGGUAGGAGACGGUGCAGUGGGGAAGACCUGCCUACUCAUCUCCUACACCACCAACGCCUUCCCCAAGGAGUACAUCCCCACUGUGUUUGACAACUACAGCGCCCAGGUGACUGUGGACAGCAGGACUAUUAGCCUCAACCUGUGGGACACAGCAGGCCAGGAGGAGUACGACCGCCUGCGCACCCUCUCCUACCCCCAGACCAACGUGUUUGUCAUCUGCUUCUCCAUUGCCAGCCCCCCCUCCUUUGAGAACAUCAAGCACAAGUGGCACCCAGAGGUCACCCACCACUGUCCCAAUACACCCAUUCUGCUGGUGGGCACCAAGAAGGACCUGCGUAAUGACCCAGAGGUGUUGAAGAAGCUUAAGGAUCAGAACCAGACAACCAUCACCCAACAGCAGGGCACUGCCUUGGCCAGGCAGAUCCAAGCCAUCAAGUACCUCGAAUGCUCUGCCCUCAACCAAGAUGGAAUCAAAGAAGUGUUCGCUGAGGGUGUGCGAGCCUUUCUCAACCCACAACCUGUCGCCACCAAGAAACCUUGUGUGCUAUUGUAAAGGCAGUAGGAAACCCUGUAUGCUAUUAUAAAGGCAGUAGGAAACCCUGUGUGCUAUUAUUAAGGCAGUAGGAAACCCUGUGUGCUAUUAUAAAGGCAGUAGGAAACCCUGUGUGCUAUUAUAAAGGCAGUAGGAAACCCUGUGCGCUAUUGUAAAGGCAGUAGGAAACCCUGUGUGCUAUUGUAAAGGCAGUAGGAAACCCUGUGUGCUAUUGUAAAGGCAGUAGGAAACCCUGUGUGCUAUUGUAAAGGCAGUAGGAAACCCUGUGUGCUAUUGUAAAGGCAGUAGGAAACCCUAUGUGCUAUUGUAAAGGCAGUAGAGAUACUAUCACAGAUACAUAUCCAAUAGAACAAUAUUAAUUUAAUGUGUGUAAACCAUUGGAAUUGAUUUUAUCGUGAAAUAUGUUUUUGUUGUACUGCCAAUAACACACUGCGAUAUCAAAACUUCAUUAAGAAAAAAGGGGAUCUUUGAGGCAUUGGCUCAAGAUGCAUGCUUCAAAACUGACCCAAUGUUAGGUAGGCGAGAAGGGCCUUGCUCAAACUUUGUCUGUCAGAAUCUUUUAUUUUGUAUAUCCAUUAUUUUACCCUCUUCCUUUAAAGCAAUUGACAAACAAAACCUGAGACUUGAUGGGAGAUACAUUCUCUCAUUUAUCUGUGUUCGAAUAAUUGUCAAAUUUGGACAUGUAUGGCCUUUACAAAAAUAAUUAAAUAAUGCACGUGUAAAAAGAUGAUAUCAGGAAUUUAAUUUACUGCAGUGGGCGAAAACAGGAUCACACAGUGUUUCUUGGUAGUCUUAAACCAAUCUACUUUCAAACAUAAGUAUAGACCUCACAAAUACAGUAUGGUUAUGGGCUUAACAAAAGAAGACACCUGUACCAUGGCAGAUAUAGAGUUGAAAUGUAUUACAUUUUGAGUUUGCUUCCCAAUAUUACAUUUUAUAUACAUCACAGAAGACUGAAUAUAACAAAACCGUUUGACAUAGAAACACUGGAUUUUCGGCUGCUUUUUAAAAAUAAUGGCAACUUUAAAAAAAAAGAAUGUUUAUUAAUUAUGAAAAAUAUUUAUAUCAUUCCUCCCAUGAAGCCACUAUGUCAUUUGACUGCAGGAAAGGGCUACAUACCAAUUCUCCCAUUAUAUUUGUUUUACAAUGUACUGUAUAGUGGGUUUAAAACAUACUUUUUUUGUAAGCUAACAUAGAAGAAGGUUUUUCUACACCAUCAUUUUUUUUGUGUGCUGUGUGUGACUAUCAAGCCACCAAGAUAGUGCUUGUCUACUCUGUCUGAUUAUGUUGAAUACUGGACACAAAAGAGGAAAUGCAGAGAGGUCUUUGAUAAGAAAUGCAUAGGCUGAUUUUCCUAUUGCGGUCAUUAGUCAGUGUGUGUUUGAGAGAGAGAGAGAGAGAGAGAGAGAGAUCAAAAAAGGGAACCUGGUUGUAACUUCCCUCUGAAAGUCCAUAGCUUGCCGUCUAUUUUGUUAUUUUGGGGUUCUGGUUGUUUUAAGAUUGUGUAACUAUGUUGAGAAGGCCUGGCCGUGACCCCACUCUCUGAGGGUUUCUCAGGGAGAGUUGGGAUAUGCAAAAAACACAUUUCCAAUUCACACAUGCUUAUUAAUACAACAUUUUACAUGUGUGAAAUAGGACAAAUAUAAGCACCCACCAAAUGAUUAUUAUUACAUCUACUGUUAUAAAUGAGAGAUGGAAAUUGGGUACAAACUGUAGUGUAGAUUAAUGUGACAUAUCUUUAUUCGUAUCAUAAGCAACAGCAAAUAAAUGUGUCUCAAAUUGAAAGAAACAAACCCAUUGAUCAAUGCAUACAAUUAAAUUCAUACUUCAAGAAUACCAAUACCUUUCCAAGGGAGGCAUGGGAUGUGAUAGAACCAGCGUGCUGAACAACGAUGAAGUCCCUGAUUUGCCUGAGAAUGAUUUGGAAGUGAAAUUAUCCAGCUGGCUGUUACAGAGUUGUGAAAGAUUUAUUUCAUGUGAUGCCCAAACAUCACUGUCCUCUCCCAUACUUCAGGCCACUGGACUCAUUUGACAGUGAAAUAAGGCCUGUGCUCUGCAUGCUGUGCUGGAUAACAGACACUUCUUUGUGUGAGAACAGUAGAGGGACAUACAGAUAGAUCUCCUUACUGUUUUAGUACAGUAUAUAUUGUUACUGUAUACAACACCCCAAUCUACUAGUCUCUCUCUCUCUCUCUCUCUCUCACGCACACACCCCUCUCUCUCUCUCUCUCUCUCUCUCUCUCUCUCUCUCUCUCUCAAUCUCUCUCUCUCUACAAAUGAGGAAGAACACUUAUUUGUAACUUCCUUAAUUUAGGUUGUGGACCUCACUGACUGACUGACUGACUCACUAAGCAUGUAAUGGUGGAACUCAACAUUUCUGCAAUAAUUGUUUAAUAAAGCUAAAUGUUUACGCAAAAUAAA
Messenger RNA from Salmo salar (Atlantic salmon), 3311 nucleotides. RefSeq names its product Rho-related GTP-binding protein RhoG (gene rhog). Gene Ontology annotation, molecular function: GTPase activity; GTP binding. Lineage: Eukaryota; Metazoa; Chordata; Actinopteri; Salmoniformes; Salmonidae. The record is from RefSeq and is a predicted model, not a curated record. Gene Ontology annotation, biological process: small GTPase-mediated signal transduction.